AAUAGCCUACAUCUGCGGCGUACGAAACGAGACGGGACAAAGCGAUUAUCUUGGCCAAUCAGACCGUCAAUUAACGGGUCCCACUUAAUCAACAGCUGUAAAUCUCUGACGACAUGGGGCCCACCAAGGUUUGGAUUUGAAGGAAGCCCGCACUGAAAUCGUUGGAUUCGUGGCGGAAUCUCAUUGGUCCGUUUUAAAAAUUCUUGAUGAGCAGCGCUGUCACUUGAGUUUGGAGCCUUUCGUCUCGGAUUCCAUCUCCGUUUCGGAAAGACGACUAUAUUUGAUCUGCGGCUCGCUUCUUCCAUGGCCGCUGAAGCUCUCUCUCUCUCUCUCUCUCUCGAUUUGGCUUUUUUUGAAUGGCGUCUUAUUCUUCUUCUACUUCUUCUUCCUCCAUUGAUGAGACCUUGCGAACCGAUCGGAUCGAGGAGGAUGAUGAUCGUGAAGUCGGAGUUUCGUCAUAUUCCUCGUGCGGAUGUUUCUUCGGAUUCGGAUCGAGACAGGCUCGGAGCAGCGACGGCGUCCGGUGCCGAUAUCUACCGCUGCAACCGCACGAGGAUCAAGUGAAACAGAGUUGGAUGAUGAAGAAGGUGAAGAGAUUCAAGGAGAUUAUAAAAGCCGUGGCAGGGCGGAAGUGGAGAAGCUUCAUUAGUGGAAUAAUUAGCAAGAAACGGAGUGUGAGAUUUCAGUACGAUCCGAGGAGUUACGCUUUGAAUUUUGACGAAGGGAGCGGAGAAGACGGAGGCGGAAGUGGACGCCAUGGUUUUAGAGCACCGUCUGCAACUCCGAUCGGAUUGGGAAUCGGAAUGAACAGAAGCCAAGUAUGAUGUGAAUCGUGAUGUCAGUCUCAGAUAGGGUUCGAUCUGUUCUUGGCCAAUGUCAUAUUUUAUCAUUUAUGUACAUUGCUUUUCUUUUCUUUUUUUCUUCUUAUUUUUACUGUUUAAAAAUAAUUAAAUGCACGCUUAUGGUUAUUCUUUGAGAAA
Momordica charantia (bitter melon) is the source of this 980-nucleotide messenger RNA. RefSeq lists its product as uncharacterized. Lineage: Eukaryota; Viridiplantae; Streptophyta; Magnoliopsida; Cucurbitales; Cucurbitaceae. The record is from RefSeq and is a predicted model, not a curated record.